Molecule: messenger RNA, 849 nt
Organism: Eimeria tenella
Lineage: Eukaryota; Apicomplexa; Conoidasida; Eucoccidiorida; Eimeriidae
Product: transport protein particle component Bet3 domain-containing protein, putative
Exons: 1
Coding region: 1-849 (282 amino acids)
Biological process (GO): iron-sulfur cluster assembly
Source: RefSeq, a predicted model, not a curated record
AUGGCGCGCUGCGGGCGCUGCGUGGCGAUGGCUGCUGAAGUGUUUGACUCCGUGCGGGAUUUGCAAGACCCGGAAUUCCCCACAGAGACUUUGGAGGAGCUGCAGGUGGUGCUUCCGGAGUUGAUAGUGGUGCGGUGCACGGGUACUUGCCGCAUCCACAGCAGCAGCAGCAGCAGCAGCGGCAGCAGCAGCAGCAGUGGCGGCGGCUACACGGACCCGUGGGCAGAGGAGGACUGCGUCAACUGCUGCAGCCGCUGCAGCAGUUCCGCCGACGGCUGCUGCAGCGACAGCAACAACAGCUGGACGGCCAUCAGCAGCAGUGAGGUCAGCAGCAGCAGCGGCAGCAGCAGCGGGAGCAGCAGCAGUGACAGCAGCAGCAGCAGCACGGAGGGGGCGGUGCAGGGGUGCACGCCGGAGUGCCGCUGCUGCUGCAUUGUGGUGUCUGUACACCCCACGAGCCCCCGCUGCGCCUUUGCUGCUGUCCUGGGCCUUCUGGUAAGGGCGAGGCUGGCUCUGGACUUUGCUGCAGCAGAUGCAGCAGCUCUUGCCCUCAACGGGGGCUACGACAGCUUCGGAGCAGCAGCAGCAGCAGCAGCAGGCGAAGCAGCAGCAGCAGCAGGCGAAGCAGCGGCAGCAAGGACAGCAACAGCAGCAGCAGCAGCAAUGAACGCCUGGGGGACCCUGGACUGUGCUGUUGCUCGGGUGUCGCUGUGGGUGCGGGUCUGCGGCCACGAGAGCAGCGCAGCAAUUGCGAAGCAGCUAAAUGACAAAGAAAGAGUUUUUGCUGCUCUCACCAUUCCAGCAAUCCGGCAGACAGUGCUGCAGGGCCUGCAGCUAGAGGAGCUGUAG